Bipolaris oryzae ATCC 44560 is the source of this 1071-nucleotide messenger RNA. RefSeq lists its product as uncharacterized. Lineage: Eukaryota; Fungi; Ascomycota; Dothideomycetes; Pleosporales; Pleosporaceae. Bases 1 to 1071 code for a protein of 356 amino acids. Gene Ontology annotation, molecular function: acyltransferase activity, transferring groups other than amino-acyl groups. The transcript has a single exon. The record is from RefSeq and is a predicted model, not a curated record.
AUGCAAGUCCACGCCCACUCCGCCACCUCGCCUGGUCUCCAACGGGCUCUAAAAUCCGCCUUGCCCUACAGCAUCAACUUGGUAUAUCGCACGCAACAUCCCAACCGGACAGCCCACGCGCACAUACUCGCUACGUUCCCCGAAUCAACGUCGCCAGAAGCAACAGUACCGGAAUGCUGGGCAGCAGCUUACCUGGACCGGUCUAUGCGACCAGAAACCGAGCUAUGGAUCUUUAGCACCCUUGAGCUACCUCACCAUCAACCUUCAACCACUUCUUCUUCAACCGGAGAUGGUGGUGGGAAGUACUGCGGAGAGUGCAAAAAAGCCGUGUUGGCUUUGGUGGAUUACAUGUCUACAUUGCCUACACCUCUAAUGCGUCCCGACAAUCUUCCCGCGAUGGACCUUGCGAAGCAGCAUGAACGAGAACAUCCAACCCCGCCACCUUCAGGCGCUUAUGAAUCUGCGCCAGGGACGUAUAUGCGCCAUCUGCUUCUCCCCAAAGCCAUCACCGUAGGAGCAUGCCAGCGUGAUGUGCUUCAGAUUCUGCACGAAGCAGGCGUUGUACGUACGGAGCUGCCAGGUCCAGAUGCUGAGCUCAACAAGUUUUUGUUCAAGCAUUCCGAUCUACCAGAAACUCGAGAGCUACCUGCUAGGUUGCGAUGGGGUGAGAUACGCGAACAGGAUAUUGGAACAGUCCAAGCAAGAACAUCUAUACCUCGCACACGUAGCACUUUGAUGUCACUGAAGAGCGUGGGUGUCUUUGAAGAAGAGACGGACAUGCCAGUGGCAUGGACGUUUCUUGGAUUGGAUGGGUCUCUGGUUACGCUACAUACAGGAGAGGCCUAUAGAGGCAAAGGAAUAGCAAAGGCUGUCGCGACAAGGCUUUUCAAAGAGCACGCACGAGGGCUAGCAGUCGACGUCAACGGCGAUUCUUGGUCACAUGCAGAUGUUUACACGGGGAAUAUACAAAGCGAGAGUGUCUGCAGAAGCUUAGGGGGUAAGGCGCUCUGGAAGUGCUUUUGGUUGCGCAUAGAUCUUGAAAGAGCAGGAAACCUUGUUAGCAUCGCAUGA